UUAAUGGAUACUUUUGUAAUUGUCAUUAUUAUAGUAUGUGCCGGUAUUGUUUUGCCGUCUCUCGUCUUAUGUUGUGUCCUCACUCACAGGAAGCAAACGCCUUUAACGUCGCAGUCGCGAGAUUUGGAAAUGGGUAAAACGGGAUCAAAAGAUGGAGGCCUUGUUGUUUUGACAAGGAAUGUUUCAAUUACAGCUACUACGGUAGCUGAGGCUGUGAUCAUCGCAGAUUCUGGCGGUGGGGGCGGCUGUUGUUGUGGAUGUGAUGAUGGUGGAGGCGGAGAUGGAGGAGGAGACGGUGGUGGUUGUGGAGGUUGCGGCGGCUGUGGAGGCUAAGCGGGUACGGUUGUU
This is a messenger RNA of Raphanus sativus (radish), 348 nucleotides long. RefSeq lists its product as uncharacterized. The record is from RefSeq and is a predicted model, not a curated record. NCBI's taxonomy places the organism in Eukaryota, Viridiplantae, Streptophyta, Magnoliopsida, Brassicales, Brassicaceae. The transcript has a single exon. The coding region runs from base 4 to 333 and encodes 109 amino acids.